Messenger RNA from Elaeis guineensis (African oil palm), 1618 nucleotides. RefSeq names its product vacuolar protein sorting-associated protein 26B-like. Gene Ontology annotation, biological process: intracellular protein transport. The record is from RefSeq and is a predicted model, not a curated record. Lineage: Eukaryota; Viridiplantae; Streptophyta; Magnoliopsida; Arecales; Arecaceae.
CCGAACCCUCUUCCAUUCCAACCCGACCUUCUUCGACGGGUCCUCCCUUUCUCCUCUCCCCAUCUUUCUUUGGAAACCCCUCUUCGCCCCUCGUUCCGCUGCCGCCCGCCGGCGACGGUCCGCCUUCGAUCGCCUCCGGACUCUGAGGCGAGCUUCUCUUCUCUUCCGACUCCGUGGAUCUUGGCCUCCUUCUUGGUCUCUUCUCCAACAAUUGUCUCGUAGUUUGAGAUUUCGGCUAGCGAUCGGAAUCUAGGGUUUCUCGACUCGUCCGAUCUUUGCCGGCGCUAGAGUUCUGUCCUCGAUCCCAGCUGUUGUCCGGGAGGUUAGAUACAGUAGGAGUGGAGCAUUCAAGGGUAAGGGUGAUAUAUUCAAAUCAGUUCUUGAUCCCCCAAAAGAUGAAUUUCAUUGUUGGAGCAUUCAAGCCACCAUGUAACAUCACAAUCAGAUUUUCUGAUGGGAAUACCCGAAAACAGGAUUCGAUAAAGAAAGAAGAUGGUAAGACAGCUAUGGUUCCAGUUUUUCAAAGUCAAGAAACCAUAUCUGGGGAGGUGGUUAUAGAUCCUAUUCAAGGCAAGAAGGUCGAACAUAGUGGUGUCAAAAUUGAGCUCCUUGGGCAGAUAGAGCUGUACUUUGACAGAGGCAAUUUUUAUGACUUCACUUCCCUUGUGCGUGAAUUAGAUGUUCUUGGUGAAAUAUAUGAAAGGAGAACAUACCCAUUUGAAUUUUCUACCGUGGAAAUGCCUUAUGAGUCAUAUAGUGGGGUGAAUGUGAGAUUGAGGUACAUUUUAAAAGUAACAAUCAGUCGUAAUUAUGUCAGCAAUAUAGUGGAAUACCAGGAGUUCUGUGUUCACAAUUAUACUCCUCCUCCAGCAAUCAACAAUAGCAUCAAGAUGGAAGUUGGAAUUGAAGAUUGUUUGCACAUUGAAUUUGAAUACAACAAAAGCAAGUAUCAUCUGAAGGAUGUUAUCGUUGGAAAAAUAUAUUUUCUUCUAGUAAGAAUUAAAAUAAAAAAUAUGGAGCUCGAAAUUAGACGUCGUGAAUCCACUGGAUCAGGCCCUAAUACAUAUGUUGAGACUGAGACUCUUGCAAAAUUCGAGUUGAUGGAUGGUGCUCCUGUAAGAGGGGAAUCAAUUCCGAUCAGAUUAUUCCUGAGUCCAUAUGAGUUGACACCAACUCAUCGCAAUGUUAACAACAAAUUCAGUGUAAAGUAUUACCUGAAUUUAGUUCUUGUGGAUGAGGAGGACCGGCGGUACUUCAAGCAGCAAGAAAUCACACUAUACCGCCUUCAAGAAACUUCUCAAGAUUCAUCUGAAACAGGCCCAGGGAAGACUUGAUUGUUUGUAGGGCCUCUCCACGAGUUUGGAGAUCAGAGGAUCGGAGAAUUGGAUUCCUUAUGGGGCUCGUCUUUGCCAGAGUAUGAGCUAGGCCCUAAAGUCAGGAGGCUGGUGUGAAUUGUGUAGAUAUUUGCCAGUUGGUCUUUGCUUCCAUUAUCUUACAAAUUUUCAGGAUUUGUUUCUGCACAAGUGUCUUAUUUUUUGGCCUGCUUGUUUCCGGAGUUGAACUCACCAUAUCUUUGGUAACUAAAAGUUCUUAUAAAACAUUGAUUUCUUUUUGUCAA